UUAAAAAUAAUAUUUUUCUUGCCUAGUUUCAGAAACAGGUUCUUUUUAAAGUUAGGCCAAAUCAUACUAUCUAAUCAUGGCAGACGAUAUAGAUGAUUUACUUGAUGAGGUAGAAGAUAAAUUUGUGAAAGGAAAGAAAAGACUUGAAAAGAAGACAGUCCAACCUAAAUCCACAAGACGGAGACCAGAGGAUGAUGAAAUGGACAAAAUUAUAGAAGAUAUAUGUGGGCAGAAUGAACCUGCUAUAGAGUGCAAUAGUGUUAAAAAAAUUCCUAGCAAAACCUCACAGAGAAGACCAGUAAUUUCAAAGUGUUUUCCGUUGAGUAUUGGGGGAUCAUCAGUCACAAAAGGACACGGAAACAGUGUAAAUAAAAGAUCAUGUGAUACAAUAAGAUGCACAUCGUGUGACUUUAAAGUUGCCUCCUUCGAUGAUUUUGACUGGGACAGUUCUACUGAUUAUUUAUUUUUACGAAACAAUGCACCAGACUUUGAAAGAUUAAAAUCCAAAUUGUCUCGGAGAAAAGGUUACAGAGCGUACUGCUGCCAGUGUAGUCAUAUUGCUGUAAAUACACUUACCGAUGUAAAACAGUUACCUGUGAAGUGGGUCUGUGGACAACAUUGAUGUCACUUUAUAUAUAGACAAUAGUCCUGUGUUGUUAGCUGGACUAUUCGAAGAAUAAGUAGAGCUAUCCUACUCACCACGGUGUAGGCAUCGGCAUCACACCUUGGUUAAGUUUUUCGUACCAGUCCACAUUUUGACAAAACCUUUCGAAAUAAAGCGUUGAAACUUUCAACUCGGAGUCAUCCAUAUGGCCUUGCAUGUUGGUCUGGACAGCACUGAUGUUGUUCCUUACCAGUGUCAUGAUGCCUCCUUUUUUGUCUGCCAAUUCUUUCACAGCGAAAACACUGGUAUCGUCUGACUUUGAAGGAUUUCUCUGGUUGUACAUGUGUUUCCUGAAUGCAACAGACAUUGAUGUCUUUUUCUUGGAGGAUAUGCUCAAGUUCAGCCUUCCUGUUGAAGACACCUUCCUCAUACAUGUUGUGGAAUGAAGGAGGGACCCCCAGUAGCUGUGGGUGGACCCUGUCGAGUCUCUGAGCCCGGCACUAUAUCUACCUGGGGGGACCUCAGAGAUUCAACACCACAUUGCUGUAUACCGGAUGGCUGUGUAGUCAACACUUGUGUACCAACACCAUGACCAGCUUUAGGCAAGAGGACAAAACUCCAUCAAGGAUUUUGUCUGAAUUAUGGCCCCUUUUCACUUACAAAUUUUAGUUAAGUUUUUCAUACCAGUUCAUAUUUUGUGUAAACUGUUUGAUAUGGAUUUAAAACUUUUUAUCACUUGUUUAUUAUAACAGUCUUUAUCUAUAGGCAAGAGUACAUAACUCUGUCAACUAUUUUGGCUGAAUUAUGGCCCUUUUUGGACUUGGAAAUUGGUUUAGUUUUCGUACAAGUCCACGUUUUGUCAAAAUUAUUUGACAUGUGGCUUUGAAACUUUGAACACUUGUUUAUCAUCAUGAUCUCCAUCCUGUAGGCAAGAGUACAUAACUCUUUUGAGUAUUUUUGCUGAAUUAUGGCCCUUUUUAGACCUGGAAAUCAGUUCAGUUUUCAUACAAGUCCACGUUCUGUCAAAACUAUUUGACAUGUGGUUUUGAAACUUUGAAUACUUGCUUAUCAUCAUGAUCUCCAUCUAUAGGCAAGAGUACACAACUCUGUCGACUAUUUUGGCUGAAUUAUGGCCCUUUUUGAACUUGGAAAUUGGUUCAGUUUUUGUACAAGUCAGGUUUUGUCAGAAAUAUUUGGCAUGUGGCUUUGAAACUUUGAACACUUGCUUAUCAUCAUGAUCUCCAUCUGUAGGCAAGAGUAUAUAACUCUGUCAACUCUUUUGGUUGAAUUAUGGCCCUUUUUGGACUUGGAAAUCAGUUAAAUUUUUGUACCGGUCCAUAUUUUGUCUAACCUGUUUGUCAUAUGGCUUUGAAACUUUGACCACUUGUUUACCAUCAUAGUCUACAUAUGUAGGCAAGACUACAUAACUAGGACAAGGAUUUGGCUCAGUUAUGGCCCGCUUUUGAAAAAGAAAUAGAAAGUUUCGUAUACCAUUCCAUAUUUUGUCCAAGCUGUUUGAUAUAUGGCUUUGAAUCUUUGAACACCUUCUUACUGUCAUGGUCACACAUUGCCAUAUAGUGCAAGACUUAGUCAGUUCCACAGAUACAGGUACAUUGUUUGUCUCAUCUAUUUUCUUCCUUUGUCUGAAAAUCUCAGGUCAUAUUUUGACCACAACCAUACAUUAAUUCUUCGAAUAUUCGAGCUUGCUGUCAACAGACAGCUCUUGUUUUAACAAAGAUGUCAUUAUGCCCCCCUUCGAAGAAGUUGAGGUAUAUUGUUUUGCAGAUGUUGGUCAGUCCGUAGACCAGCUGGUUUCUGGAUGAUAACUUAAGAACCUAGGAUCAUGAAAGUUGAAAGGGGGGUUGGUCAUGACCAGCAUAUGACCCCUAUAGAUUUUGCAGUCAGUUGCUAAAAUGUCAAGGUCACAGUGACCCGGAACAGCUAACCGGUUUCCGGAUGGUAACUCAAGAAUGCUUGGGCAGUUGAUAGGGAGGUUGAACAUGACCAGUAGAUGACCCUUGUUGAUUUUGAGAUCAGUAGGUCAAAGGUCAUGGUCACAGUGACCCUGAACAGUAAAACGGUUUCCGGAUGAUAACUUAAAAACGCUUGGGGCCUAGGAUCAUGAAAGUUGAUAAGGAGGUUGGCCAUGACCAGCAGAUGACCCCUGUUGAUUUUGAGGUCUGAAGGUCAAGGACACAGUGACCCAGAACAAUUAAACAGUUUCCGGACAAUAACUUGAGAAUGCUUGGGCCUAGGAUCACGAAACUUAAUAGGGAUGUUGAUCAUGACCAGCAGAUGACCCCUAUUGAUUUUGAGGUCAAAAGGUCAAAGGUCAAGGUCAGUGACCUGGAACAGUUAAAUGGUUUCUGGAUGAUAACUCAGGAACACUUGGGCCUAGAAUCAUGGAAGUUGAUAGGGAGGUUUGUCAUGACCAGCAAGUCACCCCUGUAGAGUUUGAGGUCAGUAGGUCAAAGGUCAGGAUCACAUUGACCCAGAAUAGUAGAACUUUUUUGCCAGAUAGCUAGAGAAUGCUUUAGUCUAAGAUCACAUUUGAUAGAGUUUACUUAUGAUUGGUAAAUGACCCAUAAUUAUUGAUUUGAGGUCAGUACAUUAAACAUCCAGUACACAGUGACCAAAUAAUUUCUGUUCCUUGUGCAAUUACUGAAUGCAUCAAAGGGGGCAUCUUGUGUUCUACGAGCUCUUGUUCAACAUGAAAUCAGUGCACCUGUUUUCUCUUUAUUCACUUUUGAACUGACAAUGACAAGGAAGGUUUUCUUUGGUGAUAUUUUAUGCUUGUAUAGAAGAUGUCACCUGUAAUAUCCGUCCAUCCAUGGAUUAUGUAUGAAAAAUAAUUCCAAAGCUAUGUUUGGAUUUUUAUGAGAACUGAGUUUUGUACAUUAUUUAUUCUAUCACUCUUUACUAAGUACUUUAUUUUUAUCUCUCUAAUAUUUACAAGACUGCCUGUAGAUAUAAUUUUUUUCUGUUUGACUUCAGUUUGAAUUUUAACGGACUGGAUUAAUAUGCAUCUUUUAGCAAAUUUAAGGCAGUUUUUAUAUCUUGUGGGAUGGAAGAUGGUUAUUUAUGUCUUUAGUUUAUUAGAAUUGUAAAAUCUAGUAGUCCUGUAAAAUCUUGAGAGGGAUUUAGGUCCUUUUUGGAAUUUUUUAUGAGCUUGAAUGUAGCAAACUGAUAUAUGAGUGGAAAAUAAUAGCAUUGCCACAACUGUGAAAUUCUGGAAAAUAAGUCCGACACAAAUAUUACCGUAAUAUAAAAAAAAAAAUAUCACCAUUAUCCCACUUAACAGUUGAAUUGUAAAAGAACAGUUACUGAGAUUUUUUUCUCAAGGAUAUAGAAAAAUGUAAACCAACACGACAGUUUUAAGAAAAAAAAAAAACAAUAAAAAAGAGAAUUGUUUUUAGCAGGUAUAACAUUUCAUGAACUUACCUACAUGUUGUUUGGCUCGAGUGUCAUAUUUAUGCCCCCCUUCGAAGAAGGUGGGGUAUAUUGUUUUGCAGAUGUUGGUCAGUCGGUAUGUCUGUCCUUAGACCAGUCUGUUUCCGGAUGAUAACUCAAGAACACUUGGGUCCAGGAUCAUGAAUGUUGAUAGGGAGGUUGGUCAUAACCAGCAGAUGACCCCUAUUCAUUUUGAGGUCAGUAGAACAAAGGUCAAGGUUACAGUGACCUGGAACAGUUAAACCGUUACCGGACAAUAACUUGAGAAUGCUUGGGCCUAGGAUCAUGAAAUUUGAUAGGGAGGUUGGUCAUGACCAGCAGAUGGCCCCUAUUGAUUUUGAGUCAGUAGAUUAAAGGUUAAGGUCACAGUGAUCAGGAACAGUUAAACUGUUUCCGGACAAUAACUUGAGAAUGCUUGGGCCUAGGAUCAUGAAAGUUGAUAGGGAGGUUGCUCAUGACCAGCAGAUGACCCCUAUUGAUUUUGAGGUCAGAGGUCAAGGUCACUGACCUGGAAUAGUUAAACAGUUUCUGAGUGAUAACUUGAGAAUGAUUGGACCUAAGAUCACGAAACUUAAUAGGGAGGUUGAUCAUGACCAGCAGAGGUCAGUAGGUCAAGGUCACAUUGACCCAGAACAGUAUAACUUUUUUUGCCAAAUAACUAGAGAAUGCAUUGGUCUAAGAUCACAUUUGAUACAGAGUUUACUAAUGACUGGUAAAUGACCCAUAAUAAUUGAUUUGAAGUCAGUAUGCCAAACGUCUAGUGCACAGUGACCAAAUAAUUUCUGUUCCUUGUGCAGUUACUGAAUGCAUCAAGGGAGGCAUUUCAUGUUCUAUGAGCUCUUGUUACAUUAGUUGUUUUUUUUUCAAACCAGAGAAAGUUACCUUGACACAGGUAACAGUACUGUCUUGCCACACCUAGAAAGGCUGAAGAUGUUUGCAUGAAUAAUGAAGUUUCUGUUUCAUCCAUACAUAAUUUUCAGUAAUUCUAUGUUUAGUCAUUGUACGUCAACCAUGUCGCAUAAGUAGUUUUCAGCAUGAAGAGAAAUGCACCAUUCACCCUGUUCAACAUAUUCUUCUUUGUGACAGCAUCUGUUUCAUUGUUUUUCACAUUUCAACAUUAAAACUGUGAUCAGAGAUUGGCCCCAAAGCUUAACCUUUUUAUUCACAACAACCCUCAUAUGAACAUUGUUAGAAACAACCAAUAGCAAGACUACAUUGUUUUGAGAGUGGUCUCAAACCAGGAUACAAGGUUAUAGAAUCUCAAAGCUCAUCUGAUUGGCCGAUUGUCUGAAACUUAACUGUAUUUUAGCAACCUUAGUUUUAACUCCUAGAACAAGGUUUCAAAUAUCCCAGUAGUAUAACAUAACAUUCUUAUCAUAUUUUGAAAGGAACAGUCACUGUUUGUAAGCAAAGUGGCCUUUCCUUAGUAAAAAAUGUACCAUCUGACAGGCUCAGACCAUCAUAAAAUAGAGGGUUAUGAUUCACUAGUCCUUGACAAUAAAUGAGCCAUGCCAUGAGAAAACCAACAUAGUGGGUAUGCGACCAGCAUGGAUCCAGACCAGCCUGCGCAUCCGCGCAGUCUGGUCAGGAUCCAUGCUGUUAGCUUUUAAAACCUAUUGGAAUUGGAGAAACUAUUAGCGAACAGCAUGGAUCCUGACCAGACUGCGCCGAUGCGCAGGCUGGUCUGGAUCCAUGCUGGUCGCAUACCCACUAUGUUGGUUUUCCCAUGGCGCGGCUCAAAUAUGAUCUGCAGGGAGUUUUUUUGUAUCUGAUAUUCUAGCAGAAAACUGCUGUUCUUGUCACUUUUUGGGGGUGUUUUAACAGAAGAGAAAACAUGUGUUUACAGAUGGAUUCUCGCACUUAUAUGCUGUUAAAAUACUUUUUUAUACUUGAGCAUUCCGUGGCAAAGCGUAAACGUAUAACGGCCUCAAAACAAAUAAUUCAAAAGAAAAUGAUGUCAGCAUAAAAAAACAACAGGUCAGACAUUCUGGUGCAUUUCAUGGAAAUUUAAUGAUGUUGAGGGACAAUGUAUUCAUUUAUUAGUUUUUAUGCAUUUUGUGUUAGAAUAGCAUUAGCACAUGUUCAUUUCAUGCAGGCUCCCUGGGAGAUAUGUUCUUUGGAUGACCCUACAAAAAACUUGUUAAAAUGGUGUUGAUUUAAUGCCUGCCAGGGGGGGCAGGCCUUCUUUUCCAUGUAUGACUAUACAAAAUUUCCUCUGAAUCUUAAGGUCAAAUUACAAGUAAUUUGGUAAAAAUGUUUCUUCUUUUACUCUGUAUGAAAAUUGUUAAUUGUUUGAACUUGGAAACACUGGUGAGAGAUCUGGGGUCAUUAUGACCUGCUUGUAUUUAUCGUCUGUUUUUGAUAAAUGUGUAAGUUUUUAAUACAGUAAGUUCUAAUUAUCACACUGACAAAUAUCCCAUUUCAAACACUUCCAUACAAGUUAUAUUUCAAAUGUUUUUACUCUUUUUGUUUUCAUCUACACUGCACAGCUUAUUGUUUUUCCCAUAUUUAAAAGAUAAAUUCACAACAACCCUCAUGUGAAACUGGUGCUGGGUUUAUUAUGAAAAAUCAGCUCUAAUUAUUCUUAUUAAAACAAUACCAUAAUAAUUCCAGGAGUCUGGCUAUUUACUGGUAUCAUUAAAUUCCUAACUGCAUUAUCAGUUAAAAAAGUUUGUGUUAAGCUGACAAUUUAGUAUGCUGAAGGUGAUUUCUGUAACAAUGCUACCAAGUGUCAGAAUUUAAAAUUAGAAUAUCAAUAUUAAAGAGAAACUAAAGAAACCUUAGUAGAUAUAUAUAAACCAUGUGAUAUUUCAAGCUUAUGUGAUCUGUGAAAACUUUGUUGUUAAGAAAUACAUCUUACUGUUUGGAUGUUAGUUGUAGUUAGACUUAAAACAUUCCACUAUGUUGAUUGAGAUUGAAGCCUAUAAAUAUAUUGUCACUUUUCUUGAUGUAAUUCAAGUUAUAAGUAUGUAUAAUAAAUGCCAAAAAUGUAGUACAUGCUUAAAUGCAUUAAAUUCUUUUAAAAAACAUA
Molecule: messenger RNA, 7085 nt
Organism: Mercenaria mercenaria
Lineage: Eukaryota; Metazoa; Mollusca; Bivalvia; Venerida; Veneridae
Product: cilia- and flagella-associated protein 418-like
Exons: 6
Coding region: 77-622 (181 amino acids)
Cellular component (GO): cytosol
Source: RefSeq, a predicted model, not a curated record